AUGACUUCCAGGCUGUGUGACCAUCCAAUGUGUGACCUUGAGCAUCCCCAUCAGGAUGACUGUCUCUAUGGGGGCCCCCUGAGCCUGCAGUGCCAGUAUGAGGAGAGAUUCAAGGCACUCAACAAGUACUGGUGCCGACAGCCCUGCCUGCCACUUUGGCACGAGACUGUGGAGACACAGGGGCCCAGGGUCGUGGUGAGAACUGGACAGGUGUCCAUCACGGACCACACAGAGGAGCUCAGCUUCACCGUGACCCUGGAGAACCUCACUGUUGUCAACACGGGCAAGUACUGGUGUGGGGUUGCAACAAUGCUGCAGGAAGAAGACAUCUGGGGCUUCCUGCCUGAGCCCUUCGUGCAGGUGCAGGUGCUCAUGUCCCCAGCCACUGCAGUGGGCGUGGCCCUCCCACACUUCUCCACGGCCAUGCCUGGAAACUGA
Molecule: messenger RNA, 438 nt
Organism: Sorex fumeus (smoky shrew)
Lineage: Eukaryota; Metazoa; Chordata; Mammalia; Eulipotyphla; Soricidae
Product: protein CD300H-like
Exons: 2
Coding region: 1-438 (145 amino acids)
Cellular component (GO): plasma membrane
Molecular function (GO): transmembrane signaling receptor activity
Source: RefSeq, a predicted model, not a curated record